GUGUUCCAAUGCCCUGUCUGCAUGCACGUCUUGAACAACCCUCUCGUGCUCUCCUGUGGCCAUCGGUUCUGCAACUCAUGCGUAUCAGCAGCGGCUUACUUCGGGCAGCACUCAUGCCCUGUCUGCCGCAAGGAGUGCGUGCUCAACGAUGACAACAUCAAGAUCGAGACGCUCCUGGGGCGUUUCUUACAGAACCACUUC
Messenger RNA from Guillardia theta CCMP2712, 201 nucleotides. RefSeq lists its product as hypothetical. The annotation marks the transcript as partial. The transcript has a single exon. The record is from RefSeq and is a predicted model, not a curated record. Lineage: Eukaryota; Cryptophyceae; Pyrenomonadales; Geminigeraceae.